GGAAAAAACCUUAAGAAGACAAUCUCCCGUCCGAUCCCGAUUAUUUUAGCCCGGUUUAUUUUAUCAUUAACAUGAUUAAAGGUGGUUUAUGAUAACUUAAGAAGUUUAGUCAACCUUAAUAAAGCUCUGGUGAUAUCUGUAUUACAUACGCUAAUGGGGAUGUGCAUUAUUGCUAGUCAGCGGGUUAAGUUUCUUUAUUGAUUGAAUAUUGUUGAUUGCAUUUUGUAUCAUAUCAGUGCAUAUUGAGGUAGGUGAAUCACAAUGUCGGAAUUUGAACGCAGAGUUUCACGCAAUCUACAGUGCCCUGUUUGUUUCGAGCUGCUUAGUGACCCGAAGCAGUUAUCAUGUACACAUACUUUCUGUAAGAAAUGUCUUAAUGAUAUUCUUAAAUGCUCUUCAACAAAUUCUCUAACAUGUCCCAUCUGUCGAAGCGAAACAUUUGUUAAGGAUGGCAAUGUCUUGAAUCUAAAUACUAAUGUUCCUCUUAAGUCUCUCAUUGAUGAUGUGAGAAAUAGCCAGCAAGUCUGUGAAACGUGCGACUCAAACUCGAGAGCUGUACAUUUCUGCUGUGAGUGCGGUAAGAAAAUGUGUAACACAUGCCUUGAGAAUCACAAAAAAUGGCCCCUUAAUGACAAGCAUAGAGUUGUGAGAGUAGAAGACGUCAGAGAGGGAAGGGUAGUCAUCGAAAAAGAGGUGUACUGCCAAGAACACAAAGCAGAUAAACAAAAACACCUCUGUACUGAUGUGUGUAUCACCUGUAAGAAGUUCAUCUGUUUAAGAUGUAGGUUGCUGAGUCAUGAGAAUAAAGGCCAUAUAGUUCAGAAUACUGAGGAAUACAAUGCUUCUACCGAGACACACAUUGUAUCUCUACAAGCCCAAGGUAAAACGAAGGCUACAACAAUCAAGGAUCACAUGACCUGCAUCAAGGCUCAGAAGAAGCGCGUUACAGAUCACAUUGCCGCCAAAAAGGCUGAAAUCGACAAGAGUUAUCAAGAAUCACUCAAGAAAUUAGAAGAGAGGAAAGCAGCAUUGAUCAAGAUGAAAGCAGCGUUAGACAAGCAGAUAGAUGCUCAGGAAGUGAAACUGUGCAAAAGAUUGGAUGUGAUGAAAGAUGUUGAUGAGAGGUUGGUUACGAGUAUUGAGAGUGCGAGUGUGUUAGCGGGUAAUUGCAUGAAGGCUCCAUUAGAAGGUGAUAUCAUUGUUAUUCGUGAUACAUUGUCUGGUGAGCUGAAGAAUGUACUAGAUAGGGAUGAUCCAGAGAAGAAGCUGGCUACGGAUGUAGCUGAUCGUGCAAAGCAACUGAUAUUCACACCUAACAAUCAAUAUCAAUGUGAUCAGUUGAACAUUGGGGAGGUCAGGUUCGUGAAAUGUGAGUUGGAAUGUGAUGUAGAACUCUCUAAGAAAGACUGUAUGAAUGGCAUGGCUGCUACACCCGAUGGUAGGAUGGCAGUGGGAUACAGCAAUGGAGGAAUCGAUAUCUUCUCUCCUGAAGGUCAGCUGCAGAAGACAGUCCUCAAGGAUGUUGGGAUCAGUAGAGUAGGAUACCUGUCUGAUGGUCGGUGUGUCAUUCUGAAUGACAUAGAUCGCCUCACACUGUACACACAGGAGUAUGAGAAGCUGGAUGUAACGUUUGAUACUCUGAGUAAAGAUGAAGGUGGGUCUGUUAGUCUCACUGUAGACAGUAAUGAUCUGAUCUAUGUCGGCUACUGGAAAGCCACGAAGAUCCAGGUGUUCUCACCGGCAGGUGGGAAGGCGAUCAGGGAGAUACCAUGCGAUGGUUAUGAACCUCGGCAGAUCACUAGUUAUAAUGACGUAUUGAUCAUCAAAUAUGGUAAUACAGUAAGAAUAAUUGAGAAAGAGGGCAAUGUAAAACACAAGGCAGAGGAAUCAAAUGUUUACUCAUACGCUGGUGUGACUCAGAAUAAUUCAAUCCUGGUCGCUUGGGUCAAGUAUGCUGAUGGGUUGGUUAGUAUCGAUGAGUACACCAGCGAGCUCAAACACGUCCAGACUCUCAUCUCUGAUCACAAGAUUGAGAAGCCUAAGAAACGUAACUGGUACUAUAUACAUGAGUUCCGAUCAGGGGAGAUUGCUUUCUGCACUCCUGAUAGACUCUAUAUAUUCAACUAA
This is a messenger RNA of Strongylocentrotus purpuratus (purple sea urchin), 2127 nucleotides long. RefSeq lists its product as uncharacterized. Gene Ontology annotation, molecular function: zinc ion binding; ubiquitin-protein transferase activity. The record is from RefSeq and is a predicted model, not a curated record. The coding region runs from base 262 to 2127 and encodes 621 amino acids. Gene Ontology annotation, cellular component: chromatin; nucleoplasm. NCBI's taxonomy places the organism in Eukaryota, Metazoa, Echinodermata, Echinoidea, Camarodonta, Strongylocentrotidae. The transcript has a single exon. Gene Ontology annotation, biological process: positive regulation of DNA-templated transcription.